Malaclemys terrapin pileata is the source of this 3231-nucleotide messenger RNA. It is a transcript of the gene NAT9, whose product is annotated as N-acetyltransferase 9 (putative). The transcript is spliced from 6 exons. Lineage: Eukaryota; Metazoa; Chordata; Testudines; Emydidae. Gene Ontology annotation, molecular function: N-acetyltransferase activity. The record is from RefSeq and is a predicted model, not a curated record. Gene Ontology annotation, biological process: protein acetylation. Bases 1363 to 1902 code for a protein of 179 amino acids.
UGUCAAGGCUGCUUCCCCACUCUGAACUUUAGGGUACAAAUGUGGGGGCCUGCAUGAAAACUUUUAAGCUUAACUACCAGCUUAGAUCUGGUCCGCUGCCACCACUCCCAAAGCUUAUUCCUUUCCCUGGGAAGCCUUGAGGAAACUCUUCACCAAUUCCCUGGUGAAUACAGAUCCAAACCCCUUGGAUCUUAAAACAAGGAGAAAUUAACCAUCCCCCUCCUUCCUCCCACCAACUCCUGGUGGAUCAAGAUCCAACCCCCUUGGAUCUAGAAACAGGGAAAAAUCAAUCAGGUUCUUAAAAAGAAGGCUUUUAAUGAAAGAAAAAGGUAAAAAUCCUCUCUGUAAAAUCAGGAUGGAAAAAUAACUUUACAGGGUAAUCAAACUAAAAGAGCUCAGAGGACCUCCCUCUAGCCUCAGGUUCAAAGUAUAGCAAACAAAGAUAAACACUCUAGUAAAAGGUACAUUUACAAGUUGAGAAAACAAAGUAAAACUAACACGCCUUGCCUGGCUAUUUACUUACAAGUUUGAAAUAGGAGAGACUUGUUUAGAAAGAUGUGGAGAACCUGAUGUCUGGUCCCUCUCAGUCCCAAGAGCGAACGAACUCCCAAACAAAGAGCACAAACAAAAACCUUCUCCUCCCCCCUCCCCCCAAGAUUUGAAAGUAUCUUGUCCCCUUAUUAGUCCUUUGGGUCAGAUGCCAGCCAGGUUACCUGAACUUCUUAACCCUUUACAGGGAAAAGGAUUUUGGAGUCUCUGGCCAGGAGGGAUUUUAUAGUACUGUAUACAGGACAGCUGUUACCCUUCCCUUUAUAGUUAUGACAGUUUCUAUUUUUAAAAUUCAACUUUAUUUUUUAAGGGAAUGUAUCACUCAUGGAAGGCUCUGGCUUACCAGCCCUGGGGACUGAAAUGAUCUCAUUGUCUGUGUAAGUGGCACAGCACAAGCGGCAGCAGUAUGGCUUUGCCUAUGUUGGCUUGCCCAUAUUCCUUGGUUCUGCUCUGUAGCAGCCACCUCUAGGUGUGAGAGGGCAGCUCGGUGUCCUUGAGCCCUCUGCCGAGACUGUCAUCAAAGACGGACAGCAAGUGUCAGUGGUGAUGUUUGUUUAUCCAUGUGGACUCUUGUCCAGUUAGAAGUGAGCUGGACCCACUAGCUCAUUUCACGCUGGCCACCAAACCGCCAUCGGCUGUGCUGCUGUUUCAGUGCUCGCUAUAACCUUUUCCCAAUCGCUUGUGAACAGGGAAACUUCAACUCAUGAAAACUGAACUCUCUGAAGAAUUUAAAUGUUAAGCCAUGAGUUUGUAAACUGCAGACUUGGAUGAUUGCACUCUCAGUGCAAAGCAGACUCAAGGUACCAUGAGUGGAUGAAAUCGGAGGAGCUACAGCGACUGACUGCAUCCGAGCCACUGAGCCUGGAGCAGGAGUACGAGAUGCAGCGCAGCUGGCAGGAGGAUGCAGAUAAAUGCACGUUUAUUGUACUGGACACUGAGAGGUGGUCAGGGCAAGCAGGUACCGAGGAGGACUGCAUGGUGGGGGACGUGAACCUGUUCCUCACAGAUAUGGAGGAUCCAACAGUGGGAGAGAUUGAAGUCAUGAUUGCAGAGCCCAGGUGCCGUGGCCGAGGGUUUGGCAAGGAGACAACUCUGAUCAUGAUGUUUUAUGGAGUAACAAAGCUGGGAAUUACCAAAUUUGAGGCUAAGGUCGGACAGGAAAAUGAAGCUAGUAUCUGCAUGUUCAAAAAGCUUCAUUUUAAGGAGGUUGCCGUGAACAGGGUCUUCCAGGAGGUGACAUUGAAACUGGAUGUGAAUGAGCAGCAGAGACAGUGGCUCCUGGAGCAAACUAACCACGUGGAGGAGAAAAAUUAUAGUGUGUUGAACCUACAGACCCGUGCCUCUGAGACUUGACACCUCUUCCAGAAGCAGGCAGGCCACACCCCUGCUAAGUCUCCAGGGAGGAAGAGUUUGACAACAUUACUGAGUUCAAGUAUGGAAAACACCUUGGGACCAAGAGUGAAUCAAACAACAAACUGUUUUGUUAUUACUCCACAUACCUGUUGUACCACCUGUGAAAUGUUGAUCUUCCACUGCAAUCCAGACAGAGCAUCUACAGCGGCAUUCCUUUGAAAUAGUGCCUGGAAGCUGGGAUGGAUGAACAGAUGCUAACAGGUUAAGCAUAGAAAUACACCUUGGCUGGGAAUGGCCCUUUUAGCCACAGAGCUCCCUCUACCCUGUUCUAGGAAGGGACUCUCUACACCUCCAGGGCCUAUAAACAUUAGUGAAUUGGCCAGCAAUGCUGUCAGUCUGUGGAUGAGCAGAGUAGAUUGGGUUCCUAGCUAAAACCCCACCAUCCUUAGCAGAGUUCCUAGUGUCACAAAUGAAGUCUGAGCCACAAGAGACUCUGGCCUGCUUUGUCACACAAACUGAUACAUACAAUGUGACAACAUGAUCUGGUAUGCAAAGUAGCUCCAUUGCCAUCCUUGGCUGGUAAAGUGGUGGUUACAAGAUUUAAAAAAAUAAUAAAAUACAUAAGACUUAAACCAGUGGGGCUGUCCGUGGAUCUGCUAGACAAGGUGUUAAUAUUCCAGGUACUGCAGGCACCAGGCUUUCCCCUCCUGGCCUCUGUGCUUAGUCCUGGGGUGCCACCAUUGGCAGCUGCCCCGCCAUCCAUCUGUGCAUGCUCAAACCCGUUGUGUAGCUCAUCACAGCUCUUGGUUAGUGUGAGCACAGCUUAGUAGGAGAGGCCGGGACAACUAAGAUCUGAGAGGGAUUGAGUGCCCUCCUCUCCCAUUGAAGUGAAUUUGACUUGUGGGUACUUCAUAAGGGACACUUGGCUGACUUCCCUUGAACCAGCAAUGGUAAACUAUUACAUUUCUAAAAGGUUAGGAACUAAUGUGCUAAACUGCCAGCAUGUAAAAAGCGGGAAAUCAAAGAGGAUGGAAUGAGAGUACUAAAUUACUUCUGUGCAUCAGACUUCACCAGAUGAUGAUUUUUGAUGGGUAGAAAUGCCUGUCUCAGUGCUGCUUGGUACAGGUACUGAAAAAGGUCAUCGCUGUGAUGGGGUAUCCAUAAAAAGGUGAAUGAGGAAAUUAAAUUGCACAGAGGAUGUAAAGAAUAAAGCAGCUGAUCUGCUACUAUGCUUAUUUAAAACCAUCUACGUUACAAGUCCACCAGAGAAUGGCUAACCCCCUGGAACCCAGCCUUUAAGGAUGCAAUAAAUAAAACCUGUGGAACUGA